AUGUCUCACAGGAAGUACGAGCACCCCCGUUGCGGUUCCCUCGGGUUCUUGCCCCGCAAGCGGGCUGCCCGCCACCGCGGAAAGGCAAAGAGCUUCCCCAAGGACGACGCCAAGGCGCCGGUUCACCUCACCGCCUUCCUUGGUUACAAGGCUGGCAUGACCCACGUCGUCCGUGACCUUGACCGCCCGGGAUCGAAGAUGCACAAGAAGGAGGUCGUCGAGGCCGUCACCGUCAUCGAGACCCCUCCCAUGGUCGUCGUCGGUGUCGUCGGCUACGUCGAGACUCCCCGCGGCCUCCGCUCGCUCACGACCGUCUGGGCCGAGCACCUCUCGGACGAGGUCAAGCGUCGCUUUUACAAGAACUGGUACAGGUCCAAGAAGAAGGCCUUUACCAAGUACGCCAAGAAGCACGCCGAGCAGGGUUCGGCUUCGUCGGUCGCCCGCGAGCUCGAGCGCAUCACCAAGUACUGCACCGUCGUUCGCGUCCUCGCUCACACCCAGAUCCGCAAGACCGGCCUCGCCCAGAAGAAGGCCCACUUGAUGGAGAUCCAGGUCAACGGCGGCUCGGUUGCGGACAAGGUCGAGUUCGCCAAGUCGCACUUUGAGAAGACGGUCGACGUCUCGUCCGUCUUUGAGCAGGACGAGAACAUCGACGUCAUCGGCGUCACGCAGGGACACGGAUUCGAGGGUGUCACCCACCGUUGGGGCACCAAGAAGCUUCCUCGCAAGACCCACAAGGGUCUCCGCAAGGUCGCUUGUAUCGGAGCGUGGCACCCGUCCAAGGUCAUGUACUCGGUCGCCCGCGCCGGUCAGGACGGCUACCACCACCGUACCGAGCUCAACAAGAAGGUCUACCGCAUCGGCAAGGCCGACGACGAGGGCUCGGCCUCGACCGAGUUCGACAUCACCAAGAAGGCCAUCACCCCUCUUGGCGGUUUCGUCCGCUACGGCGUCGUCAAGAACGACUGGGUCAUGAUCAAGGGCUCGUGCCCGGGCGUCGUCAAGCGUGUGCUCACGCUCCGCAAGUCGCUCGUCCCGCACACGUCGCGCGCCUCGCUCGAGAAGAUCUCGCUCAAGCUCAUCGACACCUCCUCGAAAUUCGGCCACGGCCGCUUCCAGACCAAGGAGGAGAAGGACGCUUUCAUCGGCCAGCUCAAGGUCAAGUCGGCCUAA
Messenger RNA from Rhodotorula toruloides NP11, 1173 nucleotides. Its product is annotated as 60S ribosomal protein l3. The coding region runs from base 1 to 1173 and encodes 390 amino acids. Gene Ontology annotation, cellular component: ribosome; cytosolic large ribosomal subunit. The record is from RefSeq and is a predicted model, not a curated record. The transcript has 8 exons. NCBI's taxonomy places the organism in Eukaryota, Fungi, Basidiomycota, Microbotryomycetes, Sporidiobolales, Sporidiobolaceae. Gene Ontology annotation, biological process: translation; ribosomal large subunit assembly. Gene Ontology annotation, molecular function: RNA binding; structural constituent of ribosome.